UACAUAAAAUAUGUUUAUCGGAUUUUUUUUUUCACAUAAUAUCGUAUAAAUAAUCCAUGAAAAAAAUUCUGUGAAUAAUCCGUUAUACUUUGCGUAAUGUGUGUGAAAAAACUUUUUUUUCAACAUAUCAGCGCGUUUUAUUUUAUCGCUCGCUAUAUGUGUAAUUAAAGCGACAACUUGUGUGACACGUGGAAUUCUUGAAACUAAAAAUUGUGCGCGAAAUUUUAUAUUAUACACGUCAAACACACAGACGUUGCACGUUAUGUGUCUGAUUAAUCGAUGAAAAAUAUGUUAUUUGAAAUAUAAAUUGCAACACGAAAGCGAUAUUUUAUCGACACCGAACAAAUGCAAGUGCUUUUAAUGUUUUAUAAAAUUUAAUCGCGCGUUUCGAAAAUCGCGCGAUACGAAAAAGUCGAAGAGAACGAAGAGAAGAAAAACGAAAAAUUAUAUAAUUUCAAACGACAUACUGUCGCACAUAACACUUGGAAAACAACAAAGGCGAGAGAUGCAAAAAAAAUCGAAGAUUCUGCGGUCCGCCUCUAUUGGCAGAAAAUCGACAGAAGCGAGACCUUCCACGUCGAAAGAAAAACACACAAAUCGCCGCAAGACAAUUUCGUUUGGCGCUAUUUAUGGAUCGCGAUGUGUAGCGUGCAAGAGCGAGGUGCAAUCGCCCAAAAUGAUGAGAUGUCGUCAUGUAUUUUGUCUACAAUGUUUUUCAAAUCGACUUAUAAUAUCACAUAAACAAGAGGGCGGUCGGACGUGUCCGAUCUGCAAUAUAGCGGUAAUAAACGACGCAGCAAAUACAAAGAGCGCAGUCAGCUUCGCGCCUUUACCAACAAAAAUACGAAAUGAAAAUUGCCGUAUUUGCGGCGAGACUUGCGUGACCAAAUGCAAACAUUGUAAACGCAGAUUUUGUGAUGAUUGCUGGACAAAUCAUGUUAAUGACUUGAAAGACGAGAUAGCGAAUAUAAGCGAAAAUCUUGAGACAUCAGCGAUCAAAUUCGAAGACAAAAUAAACAAUUUUCGAGAUAAAGCGAAUAAGAUGAAAGAGUUCAUCGACAGGGACAUCGAGGCCAAAAUAGCGGCACUUGAAAAAAAACGACAGGAUCGAAUGAUAAGGGUAGAAAAUAUCAUUGUCGCGGGCGAAACACCGGUGAACGAUAUUAAACAAAGAAUGAGUAAAACUCAAGCGGAAUUGAAAGAACAGCGGGAAGUCACGUACGAUUUAUUAUCCGAUAAUGAGAAAAAGGUGAAAACGUUUCUGGAUCUGCAGCAAAAAGUCGCGGAAGUGAUAGCGGCUAUCUCGAUUUGGGAGUUGGAACUGAGCGACGUAGAAAGAGGACUCGGGAAAAUUAACGUGCGCGCGAAAUCAUCUAACAAGGAGAACGUUGGAUUUUUGUACAAGCGAAGAACCUUCACACCGAAAAUUGUCAUGAACUAUAACACGGUACAACGGCCGUCCGCGUUAGCUAUUGACUGUUGGAGAGAUAAUAUUAUCGUGACCUGUCCAGGCUCCGGACAAAUUGUCAUUUUCGACAGGAAGUUCAAAGUUGUGCGAAGGAUUCGCCACCAAGAGAUGAUGGCGCCUCAAGGAAUCGCUUUCGUACAGGAGCAGGAUGAAAUAUACGUAACAGACAAGUGGAAACACUGCAUUUUCGUGUUCGAUCACAAAGGCGAACUUGUCCGUCGUAUGUGCAGCAAAGGUUACGGCGAGUCCGAAUUGCGCUCGCCGGAAGGGAUCACAUUACACCCAGAACGGAACGUGCUCUACAUCGCCGAUACCGGAAACAAUCGCGUACAGGUUCUCGAGAAGGACGGCACGUAUUUGGACUGCAUCGGGCCCAAGAACAAACAACACGCGAAUGGCACCGUCAGAUCUUGUAAAAGCGGCCCGAGUCAAUUGAAUCAACCAACGGACGUGGCUGUCACGACCACGCGCGUGGUCGUUGCCGAUUCCGGCAAUCAUAAAGUGAAGAUUUUCGAUCAAGAUGGACAACUUCUUCAGACGUUCGGUGGUAUUGGCACAGCGAAAGGCUUAUUUAGAUCGCCCGAGGUGUUGAAGAUCGACAAAAAGGGAAACAUCAUUGUCGGCGAUGCUGGAAACGGAAGAGUGCAGAUUUUUUCUCAGGACGGUAAAUUUCUGCGGGUGUUGGGCGCCAAAAGAACUCAGGGUCACAAGUUCGGAUGGGUGUCCGGUUUGUUGGUGAUGAACAAUUACAGUAUUUUAGUUUCCGACAGCAAAUCUAAUCUGAUAUAUUUAUUUUAGCAUACCAAUUUUAUAAUUUUGUAGAUUUGCAACUUUUCAUAAGAUAAAUAUAAGCGCAAAAAUUACGUUCAUAAGUUUUUGCCCGUUAAAACUUAUUUACCGCGUAUAAAAUAGUUUAAUAAUGAAAAAAAGAGAAUUUCAAAUUUUUUUUUUUAAUUCUGUUGCUAACUAUUCUGAAAGAUAAUGGCCACACGUUUUGCGUAAAUGCGCGAAAGCACGUUGUUAGUGCGAUACGCAGUAAUAUAUCGCACAAUAGCGCGCGAUUUUAAUCAGCCAUUUGCAAAUGUGAACCAACUGCAGUUGACAUAGCGAACAUGUUACAUAAUAAUAAACGUGUUAUAGAAUGUUGGAUGACGUAAAUUAUGCUGUAAAUAAAUCCGAUGUCUAGGUUUUGCGCGCGUAUAAAUGAAGCGUGACUACACACAAAAUCAUCGUAAUACAAGAGUGGCAUCUAAAGAGGAUAGAUAACCAUAUAAAUAUUUUAAUGUUUCGCUAGCUCUGCUUGUGUCGCUACACACACACCGUACGAUAGUUGUAGAUCUUUUUUUAACUCGUAUUUUAAUUAAUUUUAAGUAAUUUUCUUUGUAAACAGAAACUAAAUAAUGUAUAAAGUAAUU
Molecule: messenger RNA, 2883 nt
Organism: Pseudomyrmex gracilis
Lineage: Eukaryota; Metazoa; Arthropoda; Insecta; Hymenoptera; Formicidae
Product: RING finger protein nhl-1-like
Exons: 10
Coding region: 506-2266 (586 amino acids)
Biological process (GO): negative regulation of translation; protein polyubiquitination; proteasome-mediated ubiquitin-dependent protein catabolic process
Molecular function (GO): translation repressor activity; metal ion binding; ubiquitin protein ligase activity
Source: RefSeq, a predicted model, not a curated record